CUGCUAAAAAUUGAUUGCUUGUCAUCUGUUCUCGCUUGUGCGUGCGUCGAGCUUAACUUUUAUUUUAUCAGCUUUCGGUGAAUUUCUUCCUGAAAAUCCACAUUUCCACCAAUUCUAUUGACAAUAGAAACAUCUAUUAGCUGAUUCCACGAUGGGAGGUAAACCCGGCGAUGGGCGAAGUAGUACCAGCGGCAGCACCGCUGGUGCACUUGUUUACGUGGGUAAUGUUCCAAAAACGGCGACCGAGGACCAGUUACGCAAGUUCUUCUGGGAGUGCAAGUGGAUAGUGUCGUUCUGCUUCCGGUUGGACGACUGCACCUAUUGCCCGACCAAGAUUGCCUUUGUCAAGUUCGAAAGCCGCCAUGACGAAGCCAAGGCUUUGCGAAUGAACCAAACGUUCUUCCAGGGAAAACGUAUUUUCCUGACAAACGUAGACUCGGAUCGGAACUUUACACCACGGUAUUCGGUUAUGGUGAAAAAUUUGAACGAAUAUGUAACAGAGGAAGAUGUUUAUGACCAUUUCAAGAACAUUGGCACAAUCGAGUGCGUUCAGAAGCCGGCCGUUAACUAUGCGUACAUUUCGUUCGAACGCAGUGAAAGUACCCAGCGCUCUUUGGCCAUUAAGAAUCGUAACUUAAAAGGUGUGGACAUCGAAGUUUUUCCCGUGAAGCGCAACAUAAGCAUGAUGUUGGAGAAGCCUAAUCUUCUGAUGUACCCCGACAUCAAAACCAAGUGCGAUGCUCUAGGACUAAGAUAUGAAUCGGAUGCAGAGACUCAAACCAAAUUGCUUGUGACAAACAUUCCGCGUCAAGUAUCCGAAGAAGAAGUGAUCGAAUAUCUGGGCAGAUUCGGAAAGAUCAUAGAUUGGGAGAUGCAAAAGUCACCAAUUUCGGUGCUGACAAACAUUGGCUACGUAACUUAUUUGAACCCCAAAACGGCACGUUUCGUCUAUCUAUUUACACCGCACAACUUUCAAGGUGUUACGCUCGAUAUUUACAAUCCAAGAAUUACGUAUGGCGAGACCAAAUCCGGCACGGAUGUACUGCUGAAGAGGACUAAUGUCUAUCUAACAAACGAUGAAAUUUUCCAAGCAAUGAAUGAAUGCGGGCGGGUUACCUACAUCCAUCGUGUCGAUUCAGUACGAUAUUGCACCAUCGUUCGGUUCAAGUUCUCCAUAGCCGUCUCGUCCGCAUUGAAAAUAAAGCGCAUUUGCGAUGAAAAUGUCUACAUAACAAAAUUCUCGGAACAGAGUUACUUGUCGGAAAUGGCCCCGAUACCGGAGGUUACUCCCAAGAGCAACAUCCGGCUGCACAAGGAAUCCUUGCUGCGGAAAAUAAUCGAUAAGGAAGACCAAGCUGAAUUGACACGUCUCCGAACGAUACCGAACAUCAAAUACGUUUGCCCUAAUCCGGAGUACUAUAAGAAUGAAGUUCUAGUGAUGAAUUAUCCGCUCGGGACCGCACUGGUACAAUUUCGCGAAUACUUCAAGAAGUGCGGUAACGUGAUUAACUUCCGUGAAUCACUCCAAGGGGUCAAGCAAGCGUUUCUGAGCUUCGACACCCGACUGGAAGCAAGGCGCGCCUGCUCUAUGAAUCAGAAUUUCAUGACUGGAAAACGACUGCUGAUCCACUUAGCUAACGAGAGUCUAUUCCUCGAUCCCGAGCUUUGUGUUCUGGUGGCUGGUUUGAAUACUUCGAUCUUGGACGAGGACAUUUAUGAUCGUUUCAGCGACAUUGGGAACGUAAAGUUCGUUCUACGGCAGUCUCCGGGGGUGGCUUGCGUAUGCAUGGAGCAUAAGCGUUGGUACGAGGCUGCUCUACGGGUGAUCUUAAUCAAGACGCAAAGAGUGAUUGUGAGCAGAGUAAGCGCAAGCGUCUAUAAUUCUGCCGGUUCGGACAAGCAGCACCCAUCACAAGUGAAUGCAGUGCCCGUGAAAGAUAUACUGAGGCCAAAUUUGCGCUCUAUCGAUGUUAACCAGCGUGGCUUGAAAGGGUCCACAUCCGGUGGACCGAGACUUAUGGCCCCCGGGGGACCUAUGGUCGGUCCUGGGGGACCUAUGAUGGGCCCCGGUGGUCCAAUGAUGGGUCCAAUGGGACCAAAUGGGCCGCCAAUGAUGGGCCCUGGAGGUCCUAUGAUGGGUCCGGGUGGCCCAAUGAUGGGUCCAGGAGGUCCUAUGAUGGGCCCUGGUGGCCCAAUGAUGGGUCCAGGAGGUCCCAUGAUGGGUCCAGGAGGUCCUAUGAUGGGUCCGGGUGGCCCAAUGAUGGGUCCCGGCGGUCCUAUGAUGGGUCCUGGAGGUCCAAUGAUGGGUCCAGGCGGUCCAAUGAUGGGUCCAGGAGGACCAAUGAUGGGUCCUGGGGGUCCAAUGAUGGGUCCUGGAGGACCUAUGAUGGGCCCUGGAGGACCUAUGAUGGGUCCAGGAGGCCCAGUAAACCAAAAUCCGAUCGUCACUCCUGCGAUGCGUCGGUUGAUGCAAGUAAUCGAAUCCAAUAUGAUGAAUAUUCAAGCAUUCAGUGCAUUGCCCAUGAUCGAACAAUUUCGUUUGGUCCACGGUGUGGUGAACCAAUUCAUAAACGUUCCCCACUUUCUAAGCAUGAAACCGGACGCUAAGAUAAAUUUUUUGAUCAGCGGUCAAAACGGCUUUGCAUAUGCCAAUACGUUCACACUCUUCACCUAUCCUCAGCAGUUACAACUUUUGUCACUGAUUCAACAGGAUUAUCUAAAUACCAUCAAUGCUUCUAGUGGACCAACCAUUAUGCAGGGACCUUCGCCUGGUCCAGUUGGUCAACCAGACAUGCCAGUCAAUUCUGAAACAUCCCAAGAAAUUACUCAAAACAGUAUUCCCGACAGCAUAAAUGAAGAGGAAAAUCUGGCUCCGUGGCAAACAAAAAUAUCGAAACCGCCAACACAAACAGAAACGAUGGAUGACACUUUAUACGCAACAGUCCCUCUUUCCGCGCAGGAUCGUUUCGAGAAAGCUGAAAAACUUCGCCUUGGAAGUGAAGCAGCCCGUUCAAACGAAGACGAAGACGUUUUGAGCGUUAGUUCUUCAGAUUCCAUUCCUCCAGCUCCUGAACCGCCCCAGUUUAGUCCAAGAAAUUCCCGUUCAAACUCACCUAUAUUACCUUCAAGACUAAGCCGAGUCCGCAGCCGAUCGCCCUUCAACGAUCGCCGACGAUCGCGAUCUCGUUCACCAUCUCGCAUUCGCUUGUCACGCUCCCCUGUCAAGCGAUCACCCCAACGACGCAAAAGCUUAAGCCCGUUUUCGGAAGCACUAUUAUCCAGUCCGCUGUUGCGGUACAAUCGAUCGAUUUCCAAGUCUCCGAGCCGACGUCGGCGAAGUCCAAGUCCGCCGCUACGCACCGUAUACCGGACGGAAAAGCAUCGUUCUCGAUCUCGCUCACCAAUUAAGGAUUCACGUUCGCGAUCACCGAAAAGUUCAAACCACAAGUACAAACGGACACAACACCGAAGUCGAUCACCGCUGUCGCUGAGCCCCCCGCCAAAAACGGAUAAGCUAUGGGACGACCCCAAGGUAGCAAAAGAACCUGCCAGAUAUGCAUUCCCCUUGGGGGAGGAAUCCAAAGGAACGUCCAAUUGUAUAUUUGUUGGAAAUCUGCCGCCGGAUACUAACGAGGAGCAGAUUGUGGAAAUCUUCGGCAAAUUUGGUCAAAUUAUGUCGAUCAAGUUUACUAUCAACAGCGCUAAUAUCAAGCGCGCUUUCGUGAGCUUCGACACUUAUGAUCAAGCAGUGAAGGCCCUUGAAAUGCAUUUGCGUCAGUAUCGCGGCCACCUACUGCGGGUGGCCUUUGCCAAUAGGACACAGAAAGAGCGGCCCGGAUUUUCCGUCUCUAUCGUGGUCAAAGGAAAUCAAUACGACGAAGUCGACGUGUACAACACGUUCAAGCUGUGCGGUGAUAUUUCGUAUGUUUGGACACGUAACUACAAGGCAGAAGGAAACGUGUCGGCUUUGUACCAUGUGAUUGAUUUUAAGCAUCGCGACGCCGUGCGUGUUGCGCUGGAGACUCACAAACUGGUUACCGGUAGCCGGUGCAAAGUGGGAGCCAUUGUGCGCUAGAAUACAUUCCGGGUCAAACACCGGGAUGACAUUCCGGCGAUUUCAUCGUGACGGCCGGUUUUCCGACAACUGAAAUGAGGGGUGAGUAGCAUUCCUAUUUUAUUGAAUUCGUGGUGACCAUGCGGUGCAGUGGAAAGUGAAGUUUUUAAUAGAAUUGAAAGAACUUAAAAAACUAAGAUAGAUUAAGUGAAUGAAACAUCAAUGUUCAGAAAGAAAUUGGAUAAGGUCGUUUUUAUAAUUGGAAUAUCAAAAUGUACUAAUGAUUUUAUUUAGGUAUUUUCUUAAAAAAAAAUAAGUGCGCUGAAAAAGAGCUUUACAACAGCUCGUAUUGGUAAUUAAGUUCUACAUGUGUAAUUCUCUAUUCAAACGAUACUAUGUGCAAACAAACAGAUAUAUGGAAAGCUGUUUUAAUUAAACAUGUCGAUAGUUUUAAGUUUUUGACAUAAAAAAUGCCUAUGUGGCAAUGCCGAACUAGCGUAUAAGUUAUGUAGUUUUAGCGUUAACACAAGAAAUAAUUUGAGAACAUAAAUUUAAACAUGGUAAACAAAUAAUAAGAUAAGAGCUCCGAAAUUAAAAAAAAAAUCUGUCAGCAUCAUCUAUAAUUGAUAUCCUUAGAAAAAUAGAAGUACUUUAACAAAUAUUAUCUAGAAAUUAUGUAAAUGUAAUUCAUCAAUUUCAAUAUAUGCAGUGGAAUAUUAUAUAA
Armigeres subalbatus is the source of this 4778-nucleotide messenger RNA. RefSeq lists its product as uncharacterized. Bases 152 to 4075 code for a protein of 1307 amino acids. The record is from RefSeq and is a predicted model, not a curated record. Gene Ontology annotation, molecular function: RNA binding. Gene Ontology annotation, cellular component: ribonucleoprotein complex. NCBI's taxonomy places the organism in Eukaryota, Metazoa, Arthropoda, Insecta, Diptera, Culicidae. The transcript is spliced from 10 exons.